This is a messenger RNA of Arachis duranensis, 462 nucleotides long. Its product is annotated as AP-1 complex subunit sigma-2-like. NCBI's taxonomy places the organism in Eukaryota, Viridiplantae, Streptophyta, Magnoliopsida, Fabales, Fabaceae. Gene Ontology annotation, biological process: vesicle-mediated transport; intracellular protein transport. The record is from RefSeq and is a predicted model, not a curated record. Gene Ontology annotation, molecular function: clathrin-cargo adaptor activity. Bases 1 to 441 code for a protein of 146 amino acids. The transcript has 7 exons. Gene Ontology annotation, cellular component: AP-1 adaptor complex; membrane coat; intracellular membrane-bounded organelle.
AUGGUACAUAUUCACUUUGUGCUUCUUAUAAGUAGACAAGGAAAAGUAAGGCUUACAAAAUGCAGUGAGAUUCUCUCACGAGGUCCGAAACUGUGCAAUUUCGUAGAAUGGAGGGGAUUUAAAGUUGUUUAUAAAAGAUAUGCUAGCCUUUAUUUUUGCAUAUGCAAUGAUCAAGAUGACAAUGAAUUGGAGACACUCUCCAUUAUUCAUCACUAUGUUGAGACAUUGGAUCGCUAUUUUGGCAGUGUUUGUGAAUUGGAUUUGAUCUUUAACUUCCAUAAGGCAUAUUUUAUUUUGGAUGAAAUUUUGCUUGCUGGAGAGAUGCAAGAAACUAGCAAGAGAACUACACUCAGACUCAUAGCUGCACAGGAGGAAUUAUUGGAAGCUGCUAAAGAGGAGGCUAGUUCAUUGAGUAGCAUAAUUGCUCAAGCCACCAAGUGAGAGAGAGAUUCAUAGUGAAUU